AUGUCGAAUGAGCAACGUCUGGAAGAAGAGAUUGCCCGUUUGCAAGAAUUGUUGGGAACACAAGCAAUCACUACGAAUAACGCAGCUGCUACGAACAACGUACCCGACGGUCCAAUGGCUGUGAAUAAAAUCGGCAUCAAAGUAUCGAUUCGGAAAUCCUCGCGUGCUGCUCGAGACCCACCUGCCGACGAUAAAUACACUAAAAUUAAGGAAAGAAUUAUCCAAGAGUACAGUACGAGUGAACAGAACCGUAUGCAGCAGCUAUUACGAGGAUGUGAACUAGGAGAUCGCAAGCCUUCUCAGCUUCUACGUGAGAUGAGGGAUCUUGCCAGAGACGUUAUCACUGACGAAAAAAUUAUCAAAUCUCUGUGGAUGCAGCAGUUACCCGAAACCACCCAAGCCGUUCUUAAAGUAUCAGAAACUACACUCCAACUAUCACAGCUAGCCGAACAAGCCGACAAGCUUGCAGACAUCACCAGGAACCGUGUUGCAUCGUCCGUAACAGCUUCGCCAGACAGCACUAACGAGAUAGGCUUGGCGGAAUUACGAACACGAAUCUCCGAAAUUUCAAACGAGCUGGCCGCAUUCCGUCAAGAACGCAGCAGAUCUCGCAACAGAAGUUUCAACAGAGAGCAAAGCUUUCGGAGCGGCUCUCGAGAAUAUCACCCGUAUUGUUACUACCACAGAAAGUUCGGAGCAAAUGCAAAGAACUGCCGAGAGCCUUGUCAGUUCAAAUCAAAAAACUAG
Toxorhynchites rutilus septentrionalis is the source of this 747-nucleotide messenger RNA. RefSeq lists its product as uncharacterized. The coding region runs from base 1 to 747 and encodes 248 amino acids. The record is from RefSeq and is a predicted model, not a curated record. NCBI's taxonomy places the organism in Eukaryota, Metazoa, Arthropoda, Insecta, Diptera, Culicidae. The transcript has 2 exons.